Messenger RNA from Trifolium pratense (red clover), 2132 nucleotides. RefSeq names its product far upstream element-binding protein 2-like. Gene Ontology annotation, biological process: regulation of gene expression. The coding region runs from base 155 to 1945 and encodes 596 amino acids. The record is from RefSeq and is a predicted model, not a curated record. Gene Ontology annotation, cellular component: cytoplasm. NCBI's taxonomy places the organism in Eukaryota, Viridiplantae, Streptophyta, Magnoliopsida, Fabales, Fabaceae. Gene Ontology annotation, molecular function: mRNA binding. The transcript has 5 exons.
GACUAAUGACUAAUCAGUAAGCACUAGUACAAAACGACAACGCAGUAUCAGUGACUAUAAAUUUCACUCGCACAGUCGAGUUCUACAAAACCUAAUUCAAUUUCCCUCCCAUCGCGUUUUCGUUUUGUUCCUCUACUACUUAGGGUUUCUUACAAUGGCGGAGGAAGCACAAUAUACCCUAAAACGCAAAUACGACGACCAACCCAACGCCAUCGACAUCAACCUCGAAGUCGCCAACGCCAAACUAAAAGCUCAAGAAGCCGCCGCUCGUCUCCUCAAUGCCACCGCCGCUCCACCACUUUCCUUCGAUCCCAAACGAACUAAAUCUGAUAACGGUGCUCCACAAUCUGGAUUCGAUUCUUAUGAUUUGAAGCCUCAAUACUCAGCAGCUUCUUAUGGUUCUAGUAAGAAGAUCGAAAUACCUAAUGGUAGGGUUGGUGUUCUUAUUGGUAAAGGUGGUGAAACUAUUAAGUAUCUUCAGUUACAAUCUGGUGCUAAAAUUCAAGUUACUCGUGAUAUGGAUGCUGACCCUAAUUCUACGAUGCGGAUGGUUGAACUUACUGGUACUUCUGAUGCUGUUGCUUCUGCCGAGAAACUCAUCAAUGAUGUUCUUGCUGAGGCUGAAUCUGGGGCUUCUGGUGGUGGUACUAGGCGGAUGGCUGCACAAUCUGGGGGUGAUGAAUUUGCGAUGCAAAUACCAAACAAUAAGGUUGGCCUUAUAAUUGGUAAAGGAGGAGAAACAAUUAAGAGCAUGCAAGCUUCAACUGGAGCACGGAUUCAGGUGAUACCUUUGCAUCUUCCCCCGGGUGAUACGUCAACAGAAAGAACAUUAAAAAUUGAUGGGGGCCCUGAGCAAAUUGAAUCAGCAAAGCUAUUGGUUAAUCAAAUCCUUGCGGGUGAGAAUCGUCUCAGAAAUUCAGGGAACUCUGGUGGUUAUACUCAGCAAGGUUACCAAUCCCGACCACCAUCUGGCUGGGCUCCUCCUGCUGCUCCCACGCAACAACCUGGUUAUGGCUAUGGGCAACCUGGAUCAUACUCUGGCCCUUCUCAGUAUAACAUGCAACAGCCUCCAUACCCUGGCUACCCUCCCCAGCAAGCUGGUGGAUACGCUGCCAAUUGGGACCAGUCCACGGUACCAUCACACCAGCAGUCUACUCAUGCAAGUGGUUAUGAUUAUUACAAUCAACAACCCCAGCAACAGCAAAAUUCUGGGGUCCCUGCACAGCAAGCUGAUGGGUCUACUUACAAUUACAGUCAACCACCUUCAUCUGGUUAUACCCAACCAGGACAGGGUUAUGGUCAGGAAAGCUAUGGUGCAUAUAAUGCGCAACAACAAUCAGGGUAUGCUCAGCCACCAACAUAUGAUCAGCAACAAGGUUAUGGCUCAGCUCCCAGCUAUGGUAGUGGGAGUAACCCAACUCAAGAAGGGCACACUUCCAACUAUGCAUCACAAGGAGAUUCAACCCAAACUUCCCAACCCUCUACCGUUCCCCAGCAAGGCUAUGCUACCAACCAACAAGGAACUCCUCAACCAGGUUAUGGGGUAGCUCCUGCCUCCCAAGCGACCUAUGGCAAUCAACCACAGUCUGGUUAUGGUGCCCCUCCAUCACAAAAGCCAAGUGGAAAUCCACCUGUUUAUGGUCAAUCACAGUCACCUAGCACAGCGGGAGGCUAUGGUCAGUCAGCAUAUUCUACCCAGCCCCCACCUUCUGGAUAUGGUGCUCAAUCAUAUGGUGCUCCUCAAGGUGGCCAAGCAGGGUAUGGUUCUCAAUCAUAUGGUGCUCCUCAAGGUGGCCAACCUGGCUAUGGCCAGACUCCACCAUCGUAUGGAAACAGUUCUUAUGGUGCUGCUGGUUAUACUCAGGCUCCAGCAUAUGCUAGUGAUGGAGUAACUGCACAGGCUGUUCAACAGGGUGGGGUUGCUAAAGUGUCGCCCAAGAGUUAAUAUUUUUGUGAUGGUUAUUAUUGUCCUUUGGGCUGGGGGAUUAAAUUUUUGUUUGUUUGUCUUAAUGGCGACUUAUUCUAGUAUUCGAAUAUUUUCUAAAAAAGGUUGAAUAGGAACUAACAAAUUGUACUGAAUUGGAUGUUAGACUAGUAUUUUGUCUUUUCAAUUUAUUAUAUUUACUGGUGCA